Alternaria arbusti is the source of this 1194-nucleotide messenger RNA. RefSeq lists its product as uncharacterized. The record is from RefSeq and is a predicted model, not a curated record. Bases 1 to 1194 code for a protein of 397 amino acids. The transcript has 2 exons. NCBI's taxonomy places the organism in Eukaryota, Fungi, Ascomycota, Dothideomycetes, Pleosporales, Pleosporaceae.
AUGGCACAGGAAAGAGAUAGGGUAGCUAUGGAAGGCAACCACCUGAAAGGGCGCCGUCGAGGUCUUCCACUACUUCUCGAAGCCCAUGGUGGACAACAAGAGAUUAUGACCUGCUACGACACCGGAACGCACGCCAACCACAUGUCUCUUGCUAAAGCAAUCGAGUUGGGAUAUACCAUCGAGCCGAGUCCUGAUACAGAACCAGGCUUCCAGCUCCCGAAUGGCAAGAUCAUCAAGGCCGUGGGUCAAAUUGUUGUAGCGGUCCAGUUCGCUAGACAGGUAGGCUCGGAAGCGGCUUCUAUAACCUGUCGGUUCAACGUGUUCGAACGCUUGGCCCUACCUGUGCUCAUUGGCAUGACGUUCCUUCAGGCCACAGAGACCAUCACCAAAUACACAUCACGCAUGGUGGACCUUCCGACGACUUGGAAGCGCUCUCUACGACUAUGUGCAGUGGGAAAUGCAACCAAUCAAGUUGCAUGCAUUAUUGAUGGGCGAAGAGGAUUUGCAGCUGCGGACACCGGGUCAGAGAUUGCCUUGGUCAGUGGCGAGUAUGCUAUGAAAUACGAUCUUCUACGCGAAUACGGUUGCGAAGUGCUUGAGUUAGCUGACGGAUCACUCGAGUAUACUAGCGGUUUCGCAGACGUAGCCGUUCAUGUCUCUAAAUCUGAGGCCCAUCCCCAGAGCCCAGAGUUUAAGAAGGUCCGCUUUCAUGUUUUGAACAACCUUCAAUUCGACGUAAUCCUGGACGAAGAGACCAUCGACGACCUAAGUAUCUUUCAGGAUGGAGUUGCGAAAAUAUUGGCUGCUACGUCUAGUAUCGUACCCAGUUUGUCUCCAAUUAUCCACCUACAAUCCAUCGAAGAUUCCCUUGUACAGGCAAGGGAUACCUUGGGUGGGAAAUCGAAAGCACUACGUACCUCCCUCAAAUCAACGUUCGGGUCGUUGUUAAACCCUUCGCCUAUCACGGGCACUCCAGUGGGCCCAACGGGCCAGAGUAACACCGGGCCACAGAAUCGGGUGAAGGAGAUACCUGCUUUGAUCAGCCAGUUGGACCAAGCAGAAAACCGUCGGCUUGAUCAGAGGGAGCGAAGAGGCGCAUCUGGUGCGGAUGACGUACAAAAGCAACGGUAUGAGCUUGAACGGACUAAGCUUCUGGACGAAUUGCGGGGCUUGAACAGCGCACAGGGGCCUUGA